CGCAUCAUCGCUCAAGAUCGCAACCCUCAACCCUUGAGCGAUUAAUGCAUCCAUAUUGGAUUGUCAUAAAUAGAGGGGUAUUGUGGAUCUGGUACUUGUAUCUUUGGCAGCGAGACCUUCGGAUUGGAUGAUUUAGAGCACUAUUCCAAUCUCCACUUUAUGCUCUCACUAGCUGGAAACAAACCUGAAAAAUUUCAUCAGGAUACCUAAACGCAAAUAAUCGGCAUCACUGGAUUGUAUGUGUUCUGACCAUCUGCAUAGAAUCUAGCCGUAACGAAGGGCGUGCCGAAGAGGCUGGAUUCGGCGCGCGCGCUCCAUCUCUUCACCUGCGCCUGCUGUGAGUAAAUAUCGUCUGCUAGCUGUACAACGUUUUUUUUUAUAAACCGGAGCUGAGCUGAGCUGUGGAUAUCAUCUAUUUAGAUUCGUUCAAUCGUAUAACAGAAAUUAUGGAUUCUCCUCAAAAUGGCCCCACUGAGAAAACGCAUAUUGUUGCCAAGUCAGAGGUAAGAAAUCCCAUCCCGUAUGAGGUACCCACCCAUGACAAGGCGGGGCUGGUGGACGCCGAAGCUACUGCUGAUGGGAAGCCAGUGAACAUCCAGGAGGAGAAGGAGGGGGAAAAUAGAGAUGCCAUGAGUGGAAUAUCCGGAGCAAGCCUUAACACUACCAACAGUAUCUUAGGAUCAGGAAUCAUUGGCUGUUCUGUUGUUAUUAUGGGUAUUCCAUACGCUUUCAUGAAAGCAGGACUUCCCCUUGGUCUCAUUUUACUAGUGGUCAUUUGUGGAAUAACAGAUUACUCCCUUCGGCUAAUGAUAACGAUUGGAGAGCUCACCGGAACUAGGACUUAUGCCGAAAUGACGGAAUCAGCAUUAGGAAUACCAGGCUAUUACGUGCUUUCUAUUGUUCAGUUCAUCUACCCAUUUAUAGCCAUGAUUGGAUAUAACAUCAUUAUAGGAGACACAAUCACUAAGGUCUUUGCAAGCAUGAUAGCAGAAACAAACGUUCUUGCCAACCGCUAUUUCGUGAUCAGCAUUGUUACCGUGUUAUUCAACCUACCUGUUUCCAUGUACAAAAAUGUAACAAAAUUAGUAAAGGCUGCUGUAUUAUCACUGGUAUUACUCCUGUUUAUAAUGGUCAUCGUCAUCGUUAGAUUGUCAACAAUGCAUGUACAACCCACAGAAAAUGCUUGGGUCUUUGGCAAAUCUACUUUCUUUGAAAGCAUAGGCAUCAUCAUGUUUGCAUUUAUCUGUCAGCACAAUUCCUUCCUGGUGUACGACUCCAUGGAGCAAGCCAACAGCAGCAAAUGGGCGAAGGUCACGCACAUAUCGGUCUUCGGUGCUUUCAUCAUGUGUGCCAUCAUUGGGAUAUGUGGUUACGUAACGUUCACCGGUCAUACGCAGGGUGACUUACUGGAGAAUUACUGCUACAAUGAUGUCUUGGUGAACAUUGCAAGGGUGUUAUUUGCUAUAACCAUCAUGUGCACCUUCCCUCUGGAAUGUUUUGUGUGCAGAGAGGUAAUAGAGAACGUGAUGGUCCGUCAAGGAUGGGUAGAUUCACCGCAGCCACUCCAGAGGCAUCUCAUUCUUACCCUCAUCAUCGUCGGUCUUGUUCUAGGGGUCUCCAUGAGCACAUCCUGCCUUGGAUUGGUCCUCGCUGUCAACGGGGUGAUCUGUGCCGUACCUCUCAUCUGCAUUCCAUCGCUGUGCUACCUACGAGUGGCGGAAGGCUCCAUCUACGGCCGAGACAAGCUCCCCUCCCUCCUCAUCGCCCUCAUGGGGGUCAUCAUCAUCAUCUCCGGCAUCGUCACCAUGAUCAUCGACCACAACCUCACCACCUGCACCCAGAGUGAGGGCUUCGCUUACUGCUACGCCUCCGACAUCGUCAACGCGUCGGUCACGCCUCUUCCAGCGAGCCUCCAACGGCUCUCCCCGGCGCUCCUAACUGGGAAGUCGUAGUUGCAUGUAUAGUCCGGCAAGAUGUGUUACUCUGUUUGUGUUUUCAAAAUAUUUACAUUAGUUUUUAUCAGUGUACAUGGUGUUGUGGUCGAGUGGAUAUGUCACUGGACUGUGGAUCACAAGGUCUGCGGUUCAAGUCACGCCGCGGCACUAUAUGUUCUUCGGCAAGACAUUGAUGUACAUUUGCCACUCUCCACCCAGGUGUUAAAUGGGUACCCAGUAGGAUGCGAAAGUUAAUGUGGUUGGAUUAGCAAGUGGCGCUUGUAAAAUUGUGACUGGUUGGAAUAUUCCCCAGGGAGCGGAAAAUGUGCAUACAUUGUUUGCGGGUAAGCCUGAAUUCGAUGACGGGGUAAUAAUAUGUGCUGCCCCCAUAAACAAAGUAUUAGGCGCAUUAUAAAUGUGAGCUAUUAUUAUUAUUAUUCCAAAACAGGAGGUGCCGGCCAUUUGCAACCCCUAUAUUGGACAAUGAAAAUAGAAUCAGAGAUGACUUGUAUUGCAAUACAUUAGCUAGUAGAUAAACCCUCUGGACAAAGAUUUAUUGUAAGAAAGAACUCUGCAGGAAAUUGUGGGAAUUUGUAAGGCUAAAUGUCUAGUAAUGAAGGCAUUUAGCACUCUUGUGUAUUAAAUGUACACAAUAGAGGUGUGAUGUCACAUAUUUUGCAGACAUCGGAAACAUUGAAUGAAAUAUAUGCUCAGAUUAUGAACAAGUCCAUUUAUGACAAUAAUGAAAAUAUUCUUACUGAAGAAAUAAGAAUACUUAAUUGACACAAUCUUUCAAAACUUGUCUUUGAAUGUUAGGGAUUUGCUCAAGAAAAGUAGUCUGUAUAAGAAUGCUUUUCCCUUCUACAAUCUGGGUAUACAUGCAGGGCCCACAAACUGGGAUAUCCUUGUACGAGACAUUGAAUUACAUUUUCCACUCCAGAAUAUUUCCAGUGCAAUAAAGUAGUGUAAUAACUAUUUUUAUUAGAGCAAGUUCAAGAUAUUUGUGUGCCAACAUUUCUUAAAACAUGAAAGCUUUUAGCAUACCCAAUGAUUCUGUUGAUAGCCCAGGCCAGUAGAGUUUGAAUCAGACCAAAUUACAAGGAAAGUGACAGUUGCAGUAUUCAUUUCGGUUUAUUGAAUAUCUGUGACUUGCCCAUUAAUAUUUUGCAGUGAAUAAAGUAUUUUGGAUUGUAAGGCUAGGAGUCUCGAUCGAGCACCCUGAGUGGAUGUUUGUUUUUUAUUAGUAUAUCCUUAUUGUUAUUUAUAUCAUUAUCAAUUGUAACUAUUUUAGCAAAUGCUUUUCAUAGAUACAGCCCAUUAUCUAUUAUGAUGUUGUGUGCUAUGUGUGGUAUAUGUUAUGUACAUUUUUAUUUGAAAUGGGAUGUUUUUAUUCUAUGCAUGCGACAGAUUAUGUAUAGAGAUGUAGAUUUGUAUUUUUGUGGUGAAACUGCAUUUUAUAUCUUCCUACUGGAAAAGAAUUACAUGUGAAAAGGUACAUGUAGACACAAAACUGUGCUCUAAUGGAAGGCAUAUAAACGAGAGACAAAUCCAAAAGUUUGGAACUCUAAAAUCAUGUGUAUUAAUUGGAAGCAUUGGAAAUUCGGAAUGUGCAGUAUGGAGAACUUAAAGUGUACCAAUCCCCAAAAGAUAAUUUGUUCUGAGUGUUAGUAGUGCCAUGUUGCUAUACCACAGUAAAACAAAAUUGAGCUUCAAAUAAUACUUCUGUAAAGAGAUUUUUGAGAGUUUAAAUAUAUAUAUUCUCAUGUAUUACAGAAAAGAGGGUUGUGAGAAGACUACUCGCCGCACUCGUUUGUGCUCGCAUUGAAUAGAGCCUGCAGGAAACCGAAGUCCAACUUGGGAUCCGUGUUUAAGCAGUUUUAUGUUGUUAUUUAUUUUCUUCAUACUCCUUAUUCAUUAACCCUUAGAAUGCUGGUUCAAGUUUUUGAGUUUGAGUUUAUACAUUUUAUAGCUAGCUGGACACAAAUUAUAUUUUUAGGUGAUUGGUACACUUGAGCUUGACAAAUGUGUAAUUUUUAGUAGCACAAUCAGUACACAUGUGUAGAAGUGUUAAAGGCACUUUUAAUGGACUGAGAGAUUAAUCUUGUAACCCUUGUUGCAAUAUAUGGUUGAAUGAAUUCAGAAUAUAUUAUGUUUUACAGGAAAAGGGAUUAUUUAUAUUUAGGUCAACCAUUGGCAAUAUUGGAAACAAGAUGACAUUUUUCCAGGUCAGUAAUAUGAAUGUUUUUGUUUUGCAUUACAUGAAAACAUAUGUGGACUCAUUGAAAUUUCUCUUAUUUUUGAAAAUUAAUCUUUGUAUGUGUACAUGUGUGUCUCUGACAUGUACAUACAUGUACACAUAUACAGGACAUCAUUUCUAGUCUAUUGACUGCACAAAUGGAGAAAGAAAUAAUGUAUUUUGUUUUUUGGACAAACCUUUACCAAAAUUAAUGAUUUUCUUUUGUUUGGACAAACUGUUACCAAAGAAGAUUACAGAUCGAUACAUGUUAGUCAAAUGUGUUCUUACAAGUAAUUUAUGAUUUUUGGAUGCAUUGAUUGGACAAUAUAGGCCAGUGUUUUACCUGAAACAUUGUAUGGGUUGGUCUGAUUUAUUCCUUUGCAAUAUAGGCCUAUAUAUUGAUGCAGUAGUAGUCCCAUGCAAAUAUAGUUUUGUAUUUAUUUAUUGUCAUUUAGUUCAUGCCAGAUACAGUAUAGGCCUAGAGUUGUACAACAAUUUAUAUAACUGUUUAAGAAAUGAACAGUGAAGGACAAAAAAACUUUGGGGGAAAAAAAGAACUCUUAUCAGGUUUGUGAUGAACUGUCUUGCUGCUAUGUUUACAGUUUUCAGUAAUAUAUAUUCUUAGGAUACAUUUAGGUACAUGGUAUUUUAAAUCAGAAUUUAAGUCAGAAUUUUUUUUUGCACAACAUUUACUUUUACUGACAUGUACUAUGAGGUAUAUUAUUGAUCUGAUUAAUAGAAAUGUAGAUUGUAUUCAUUGAGUAAGUGCUUGGUUGUGUGACAUAUAUUAUAUUUACUUUGUAAAUAAUAUUUGAAGCUUUGUCAACAAACUAUGUGAUAAACCACCUCUAAAACUUACCAUGGUGAAAUGAUAAAAAUUUUACUUACAAAAUGAACUGUCAAAACAAUUUAAAAAUGGUUGCAUGUAACAAUGGACCUACUAUGUAACAAUGCAACUAAAUGCUUGCCCAUAUGUGAUGCAGUAAAGUAAACUGCUGCAGGCCUUUAAAAAAAAGUUGUAGCAAUUGACAUACCUAGAUUGUUUUCUGCACCUCUCUGCACUGUUGUUUGCUUGCCACAUGUUCUAGCUAGGACAUUCUGCACUGGCUGCUAAAACUCAUCUUAAAUUGUCAUGAGUUAUCCAAUUAAAGAGAAUUUGAAAGCAUAUUCGACCCCAGCAAAAUUGCUGUUUUGGAGAAUUUAUUGCUGCAUGGUUUUGUGAACCACCAUAUCUCCUGUACUUGACCUGUUAGCGUACUUCAGUUUGCAAAACCAGCAACGAAUUGUAGAGAACAAGAGAGAGAAAGAGAGAAAUAGAGUGUACAGUACCAGUUUGUGGAAGUGAAUUAAAUAUUUAUUAUAAUGUAUAUGUUUACCUCUUAGUAAAAUCAAGCCAUUAUAAUUUCUAAAUUGCCAAAAUCGUGGUAUACCCAAAAGUUGUGUGUCCGGACAGUUGAUUUAAAUCGGUGAUACAAAGAAAUUUUCAUAAAAUGUUUUAUAAAUCUGUUAAGAUUUAAUAUAUUAUGAAAGAGAAAUAUUUAUGUUUUUUUUAGUGCUAAUUGAUGCAUACUUUUCUAUAUAUACUAAGACAAGGUGACGGCUUUAUUUCUCUUAAAAGCAUCCGGACACACAAUUCAUCAUACAUAUAUAAUUUAGACAAAGGCUUGUUCGACCAGUGGUAUAAAAAAGAAAAAAGAUUGCAAUAAUAACAAAAUGGUCAGUCAUGCACAACAUACACAUACUUGUGCAUGUUAUGUCUCAUAACAAUGUAAUAUUGGGCAUUUUUUCCCCUGUAGAACAGUACUUCAUACAUGCAGUAUGUAGCUAUAAAAUAUCAGUUGUAUAGACCGAUACAAGUACAUAAAAAUGUUUAUAGCGAAUGGUUCGUGUCAGUAGGAAAGUUGGUAUAGAAAGUGAUAUUUUUUCCUGGUUUGUGUCUCUUGUGAAAUUCUAUAUAUUUUAUGUGGACUUGUGUUCUUGUCUCUUAUUCUUCCAGCUAACUUUGUUUCCAUGACAAUCUUUCUUGUAUCAUUCAUUCCAUGCUUGUUCCCGACAUCAUGUGGAGUUUUAAAUUAUAUAUUGUGCAGAUUGACAUAUAGAUAUCUAUAUAUUGAUGAACUUAAAAA
This is a messenger RNA of Strongylocentrotus purpuratus (purple sea urchin), 6296 nucleotides long. RefSeq names its product putative sodium-coupled neutral amino acid transporter 11 (gene slc38a11). The coding region runs from base 447 to 1952 and encodes 501 amino acids. The record is from RefSeq and is a predicted model, not a curated record. Gene Ontology annotation, molecular function: amino acid transmembrane transporter activity. Lineage: Eukaryota; Metazoa; Echinodermata; Echinoidea; Camarodonta; Strongylocentrotidae. Gene Ontology annotation, biological process: amino acid transmembrane transport. The transcript is spliced from 13 exons.